Messenger RNA from Elephantulus edwardii (Cape elephant shrew), 639 nucleotides. RefSeq names its product deoxythymidylate kinase (thymidylate kinase) (gene DTYMK). The record is from RefSeq and is a predicted model, not a curated record. Gene Ontology annotation, molecular function: ATP binding; dTMP kinase activity. Gene Ontology annotation, cellular component: nucleus; cytosol; cytoplasm. The transcript is spliced from 5 exons. Lineage: Eukaryota; Metazoa; Chordata; Mammalia; Macroscelidea; Macroscelididae. The coding region runs from base 1 to 639 and encodes 212 amino acids. Gene Ontology annotation, biological process: dTDP biosynthetic process; dUDP biosynthetic process; dTTP biosynthetic process.
AUGGCGGCACGGCGCGGGGCUUUGAUCGUGCUGGAAGGCGUGGACCGCGCGGGCAAGAGCACGCAGAGCCGCAAGUUGGUGGCCGCGCUGUGUGCCGCCGGCCACCACGCCGAGCUGCUCCGCUUCCCUGAAAGAUCAACUGAAAUUGGCAAACUCCUGAGCUCCUACUUGGAGAGGAGGACUGAGGUCGAGGACCACUCUGUGCACCUGCUCUUCUCUGCAAACCGCUGGGAACAAGCGCCUUUAAUUAGAGACAAGCUGGACCAAGGGGUCACCCUUGUUGUGGACCGAUAUGCCUUUUCUGGUGUUGCCUUCACGGCAGCCAAAGAGGACUUCUCCCUGGACUGGUGCAAGCAGCCAGACGUGGGCCUCCCCAGGCCCGACCUGGUUUUGUUCCUGCAACUACAGCUGGCAGAUGCUGCCCGGCGAGGGGGAUUUGGGCAGGAGCGUUAUGAAGACUCGGCCUUCCAGGAGCGCGCUCUGCACUGCUUCCAGCAGCUGAUGCAGGACCCGAGCCUGGAUUGGAAGACAGUGGACGCUUCCAGGAGCGUGGAGGAUGUGCACAAGGAGAUCUGGGCCUUGUCUGAGGAUGCCAUCCAGGCUGCUGCGCACAGGCCGCUAGGCCAGCUGUGGACAUAG